Molecule: messenger RNA, 9827 nt
Organism: Mus pahari (shrew mouse)
Lineage: Eukaryota; Metazoa; Chordata; Mammalia; Rodentia; Muridae
Gene: Mical3
Product: microtubule associated monooxygenase, calponin and LIM domain containing 3
Exons: 41
Coding region: 371-7075 (2234 amino acids)
Molecular function (GO): FAD binding; protein binding
Source: RefSeq, a predicted model, not a curated record
GUGUGCCGGGGGUCGGCGGCUGGCCCACGGGCGGCUUUGGCGCGGGUGGCCGCGGCGCCCCGAUGCGUGGCUGGACACGUCCCGCCCGGGCAGCCCCGGGGUCCCAAACCGGCCGGUGCCUCGUGCCUCCCUCUGGCGGACGCGUGCGUCCGGAGCGCUGGCGAAGCUGCGGCUCAGGCGAGGAAGCCCCUCUGCGCUUCCCGCUCUUCCGGGCCCGUGUCCGGGUCCCUGACCUCCAGGAGUCGGGUGCUAGGUCAGGUCGCGCCCUGGGAGAACUUAGCCAUCUCGCAGAUUAAGGUGACAGACAGUGCCAGGUGGACCAGCACCAUUCCACCACCCGUCCGUGGAGCUGUGCCAAGAGUAGGGGAACAUGGAGGAGAGGAAGCAGGAGACAACGAACCAAGCUCACGUCCUCUUUGACCGCUUUGUCCAGGCCACCACCUGUAAGGGGACCCUCAGGGCUUUCCAAGAGCUCUGUGACCACCUGGAGCUGAAGCCCAAGGACUACCGGUCCUUCUACCACAAGCUCAAGUCCAAGCUCAACUACUGGAAGGCCAAAGCCCUCUGGGCCAAAUUGGACAAGCGGGGGAGUCACAAAGACUACAAAAAGGGCAAAGCCUGCACCAACACAAAGUGUCUCAUCAUUGGAGCUGGCCCCUGUGGGCUCCGCACAGCCAUCGACUUGUCCUUGUUGGGAGCCAAGGUGGUUGUUAUUGAAAAGCGAGAUGCCUUCUCCCGCAACAAUGUCUUACAUCUCUGGCCCUUCACCAUACAUGAUCUUCGAGGCCUGGGUGCCAAGAAAUUCUAUGGCAAGUUCUGUGCCGGAGCCAUCGACCAUAUCAGUAUCCGUCAGCUCCAGCUAAUCCUCCUGAAGGUAGCCUUGAUCUUGGGCAUUGAGAUCCAUGUCAAUGUGGAAUUCCAAGGACUUGUUCAGCCUCCUGAGGACCAAGAGAAUGAACGGAUAGGAUGGCGAGCAUUGGUGCACCCCAAAACUCAUCCUGUAUCAGAGUAUGAAUUUGAAGUUAUCAUCGGUGGAGAUGGGCGUAGGAACACCUUAGAAGGAUUUCGUCGAAAAGAAUUCCGUGGCAAGCUAGCCAUUGCCAUUACAGCAAAUUUUAUCAACCGCAACACAACCGCAGAGGCCAAAGUGGAGGAGAUCAGCGGCGUGGCUUUUAUAUUCAACCAAAAAUUUUUCCAGGAGCUGAGAGAAGCCACAGGUAUUGACUUAGAGAACAUCGUCUACUACAAAGAUGACACACACUACUUUGUCAUGACGGCCAAAAAGCAGAGUUUGCUGGACAAAGGGGUGAUCCUGCAUGACUACACAGACACGGAGCUGUUGCUUUCCCGGGAGAACGUGGACCAGGAGGCCCUGCUGAACUAUGCCCGGGAGGCCGCAGACUUCUCUACCCAGCAGCAGCUGCCUUCUCUGGAUUUCGCCAUCAAUCACUACGGGCAGCCAGAUGUGGCCAUGUUUGACUUUACCUGCAUGUACGCCUCUGAAAAUGCCGCCUUGGUCCGGGAACAGAACGGACACCAGUUACUAGUAGCUUUGGUGGGAGACAGCCUCCUGGAGCCUUUCUGGCCAAUGGGGACAGGAAUCGCCCGGGGCUUUCUGGCUGCUAUGGACUCUGCCUGGAUGGUACGAAGCUGGUCUCUGGGCACCAGCCCCUUGGAAGUCCUGGCAGAAAGGGAAAGCAUUUAUAGGUUGCUGCCUCAGACCACCCCUGAGAAUGUGAGCAAAAACUUCAGCCAAUAUAGCAUCGACCCUGUCACUAGAUAUCCCAAUAUCAACAUCAACUUCCUCAGGCCAAGCCAGGUGCGCCAUUUAUAUGAUAGCGGAGAAACAAAAGAUAUCCAUCUGGAAAUGGAGAACCUGGUGAAUUCCCGAACCACUCCCAAGCUGACUCGCAAUGAAUCUGUAGCUCGUUCAAGCAAACUGCUGGGGUGGUGCCAAAGGCAGACAGACGGCUAUUCAGGAGUAAAUGUGACAGAUCUCACUAUGUCUUGGAAAAGUGGCCUGGCCCUGUGUGCAAUCAUCCACAGAUACCGCCCCGAUCUAAUAGACUUUGAUUCUUUGGAUGAGCAAAAUGUGGAGAAGAAUAACCAGCUGGCCUUUGACAUCGCUGAGAAGGAACUGGGCAUCUCUCCCAUCAUGACGGGCAAGGAGAUGGCUUCGGUUGGGGAGCCCGACAAGCUGUCCAUGGUGAUGUACCUCACGCAGUUCUACGAGAUGUUCAAGGACUCACUCUCCUCCAGCGACACCCUCGACCUGAAUGCAGAGGAGAAAGCCGUCCUGAUAGCCAGCACCAAAUCCCCCAUCUCCUUCCUGAGCAAGCUCGGACAGACCAUCUCUCGGAAGCGUUCGCCCAAGGAUAAAAAGGAAAAGGAUUCGGAUGGGGCUGGAAAGAGGAGAAAAACCAGUCAGUCAGAGGAGGAGGAGCCUCCCCGGAGCUACAAAGGAGAAAGACCAACGCUGGUGAGCACCCUGACGGACAGACGGAUGGAUGCUGCCAUUGGGAAUCAGAACAAAGUGAAGUACAUGGCGACCCAGCUGCUGGCCAAGUUUGAAGAGAACGCACCUGCUCAGUCCACUGGCGUGAGGAGACAGCCGACACAAGAGCGUGGGGUCAGCCAGCCGUCCUGCUGCCUGCCAGAGCAGGGUCGCCCAGCUCCCAUUCCCCAGUGGAAACAGCGACGGGAAAAGGAGCGCUCUCGGACCUGCCCCAAAAAAGUGAUCACUCUCUCUCCUCCCCCUACUCCACCUUCCUGCCGGGCGCGCAGUGGCCAGCAGAUGUACAGGACUCUUCAUGCUGACAGCCGUGGCAAGCAGAAUCCCCACCACGAGAGGCCAGAGCCUGAGCCUUCACGUCGAUUUUUUGUUGACCAGUGGGAGCUCUCCCUUAGCCUCCGCUCCUCCACCCGCCCUGCCUCUCCCUCCUCUGACUCCCUCCGACAGAAGUAUAUAAAGAUGUACACAGGCGGAGUGAGCUCAUUGGCUGAGCAGAUAGCCAAUCAGCUUCAAAGGAAAGAGCAACCCAAAACCCUUCUAGACAAGAAGGAACUGGGCUCCAUAAAGAAAGAGUUCCCGCAGAACUUGGGGGGCAGCGACACAUGCUAUUUCUGCCAAAAGCGGGUCUACGUGAUGGAGAGGCUGAGCGCCGAGGGCAAGUUCUUCCAUCGCAGCUGCUUCAAGUGUGAGUACUGCGCCACCACCCUGCGCCUGUCAGCCUACGCCUACGACAUCGAGGAUGGCAAAUUCUACUGUAAGCCGCACUAUUGUUACCGACUCUCUGGCUACGCGCAAAGGAAGAGGCCAGCGGUGGCUCCUCUGUCUGGAAAGGAAGCCAAAGGAGCCCUGCAGGAUGGCCCCACUGCAGAUGCAAACGGACUGGCCAGCGUCGCCGCCAGCUCAGCCGACAGAAGUCCAGGCACCAGCAUGAAUGGCCUAGAGGAGCCAAGCAUCGCCAAAAGGCUGAGGGGCACCCCUGAGAGGAUCGAGCUGGAGAACUACCGCCGAUCUGUGAGGCAGGUGGAGGAGCUGGAGGAGGUGCCUGAGGAGACGCAGGCCGAGCACAACCUGAGCAGCGUGUUAGACAAAGGCACCGAAGAGGAUGUGGCCAGCAGCAGUUCUGAGUCGGAGAUGGAGGAGGAGGAAGAGGAAGAUGAGGAAGAUGAUCAUCUCCCCACCUCUGACCUGGGCGGGGUUCCCUGGAAGGAGGCAGUCAGGAUCCACGCCCUUCUGAAGGGGAGGAGUGAAGAGGAGCUGGAAGCCUCCAAGAACUUCGAGCCCGAGGAAGAGGAAGAAGAGGAAUAUGAAGAAGAGGAUGAAGAGUAUGAGGAGGAGGAAGAGGAGGAGUCCAGUGAAGAAGGGGAGUACUGCCCCUGGGACAGAGAACUCCUGCAAGGCCAGUGGCUCCAGCAUCUCUCAAAGGAAGAAGAAAUGGGUACAUGUGAAGCCGGGAACAAGAGGCUGCAGCAGAUCCUAACCGCAGCGGAUCCCUUGACGAUCCAGGCUGAUGUGCACUGGACACACAUCCAUGAGAGAGAGGCAGAGGAGAGGAUACUCCCACCCUCUGAGUCCUCCACUUCUAGAGUGACCGGCCUUCCCUCCGUACGCCGCGCAGCAGUGCAGGCCUGGCUGGAGACUGUCUCCGGAGCUCCUCUAGAUGAGGAUGACCUAGAAGAGGACGCGGACUCCGAGCCAGCAGAGACUGAAGGGGAAGCUGCAGAGGAUGGGGACCCUGGAGACACUGGUGCCGAACUGGAUGAUCAGCACUGGUCUGAUGACGUCCCUUCUGAUGCUGAAGCAGAGCAUCGCUUACAGAGCCAGGCCAAGGUGAAAACAGAGCUGGAGCGGAGUGUGUCGGAAAACGAGGAAGAGAAGCCAUCCGAUAUGCCAAAGCAAGAGGAGAAAGGUCCUUCCCAAGUCUCCAGCCCUAGCUGGCUACCUGAGAAACAAGUUGUUCCCUUCUCCCCAGCCCGAAGCCCUGGGGCCGAGGAGGCCAAACCCCCACUUGCCACCAAGGUAAAGUCCCCCGAGGAGCCACUUUUCCCCGAGCCUCUGCUCCUCAGAGAAAAGCCCAAAGCUGAAGCCCCUGAAGAACAGAAAUCUGUGCUCUCACCCAUCCGGUCGCAGCCUGUGGCCCUGCCGGAAGCCAGGUCACCUACCUCACCCACCAGCUUACAGCCAGAGUCUCUGCUGGCCCCUCCCACUCCUCCCACACCUCCCCCUACCCAGCUCCCCAUCUGUUCCCAACCUCAGCCCUCCUCGGAUGCCUCCAUCCCAUCGCCCACCAAGUCCCCCAUACGCUUCCAGCCAGUUCCAGCCAAAACAUCCACACCCCUCACCCCACUCCCUGUGAAGAGCCAGGGAGACCCCAAAGACAGACUGAGCGGCUCCCUGGCCGGGGAGGAGGCCCUGAAGCGGAGUGAUCUGGUAGAAGAAUUUUGGAUGAAGAGUGCGGAGAUCCGCCGCAGCCUGGGCCUUACUCCCGUGGACCGGAACAAGGGGUCAGAGCCCAGCCUCCCUUCCCCUGCCUUGAAGCCAAUAUCCCUAAAGUCCUACUCAGUUGACAAGUCACCUCAGGAUGAGGGUCUCUGCCUUCUGAAACCUCCGUCGGUUCCUAAAAGGUUGGGCCUGCCAAAGUCAGCCGGUGACCAGCCCCCACUGCUGACCCCAAAGUCGCCCUCCGACAAGGAGCUGAGGAGCAGCCAGGAGGAGCGAAGGGACCUGUCCAGCAGCUCAGGCCUCGGCCUCCAUGGCAGCUCCUCCAACAUGAAGACCUUGGGCAGCCAGAGCUUCAACACCUCAGACUCCACCAUGCUCACGCCACCUUCCAGCCCACCCCCACCCCCACCCCCCAACGAGGAGCCUGCAACCCUUCGAAGGAAACCCCAGCAGACUUUGGAGCGCAGGGAGGCCUCAGUUAUCCCCCCUCCCACCCCUGCCUCAUUCAUGCGGCCCCCACGGGAGCCGGCCCAGCCCCCCAGGGAGGAGGUUCGGAAGUCCUUCGUGGAGAGCGUGGACGAGAUCCCCUUUGCUGACGAUGUGGAGGACACUUACGAUGACAAGACCGAGGACUCCAGUCUGCAGGAGAAGUUCUUCACACCCCCUUCCUGCUGGUCCCGCUCAGAGAAGCUCCAGGCCAAGGAGAAUGGACGACUCCCACCCCUGGAGCACGAGGUGCCACCACAGAAAAGGGGGCUGCCCCUGGUCUCCGCCGAAGCCAAAGAGCUGGCCGAGGAGCGCAUGCGCGCCCGGGAGAAGUCUGUGAAGAGCCAGGUACUGCGAGAUGCCAUGGCCAAACAGCUGAGCCGGAUGCAGGCCAUGGAGAUGGUGACCUCCAGGUCCCGCACGGCAUCAUCGCAGGGCAAGGAAGUAGGGUCGGAGUCCACCAGGCACCCAAGCCUCCGAGGCUCCCAGGAGCCCACCCUGAAGCAUGAAGCUACCAGCGAAGAGAUCCUCUCCCCUCCGUCUGACUCAGGAGGCCCCGAUGGCUCCGUCACCUCAUCUGAGGGCUCCAGUGGAAAGAGCAAAAAGAGGUCGUCGCUCUUCUCUCCCCGCAGAAACAAGAAAGAGAAGAAAACCAAAGGGGAAGUCCGGCCUCCUGAGAAACCCAGCCCAGGCCUCCCAGAAGAUGUGGCAGCCAAGCCCAAGUCCCUGUGGAAAUCUGUCUUCUCUGGGUACAAGAAGGACAAGAAGAAAAAGAGCGAUGAGAAAUCAUGUUCCAGCACGCCGUCCAGUGGUGCCACAGUGGACUCCGGCCAGCGCAGGGCGUCUCCAAUGGUGAGAGCAGAGCUGCAGCUCCGGCGCCAGCUGAGUUUCUCAGAGGACUCAGACCUGUCCAGCGAUGACAUCCUUGAGAGGUCUUCCCAGAAGUCCAAGCGAGAGUCGAUUUAUGUACCACACGCCUUGGCAUUCAGGAGAGCCUGUUCAUCAAAGCCCAGAACCUACACAGAGGAGGAGCUGAGUGCCAAGCUGACGAGGCGUGUGCAGAAGGCAGCUCGGAGACAGGCUAAGCAGGAGGAACUGAAGCGGCUGCAUCGAGCCCAGAUCAUCCAGCGACAACUGGAGCAAGUUGAGGAGAAGCAGAGGCAGCUGGAGGAGCGGGGUGUUGCAGUAGAGAAGGCUCUGCGAGGCGAAGCAGUUGAGCCCAGUGGCGGGACUCCACGGCGUAGACCUCUCUCCUUCUGCCCUUGCUGUGUCCAGGAAGGCAUGGGCAAAAAGGAUGACCCCAAGCUGAUGCAGGAGUGGUUCAAGCUGGUACAGGAGAAAAACGCCAUGGUGCGCUACGAGUCAGAACUGAUGAUUUUUGCCCGGGAGCUGGAGCUGGAAGACCGGCAGAGCCGGCUGCAGCAGGAGCUGAGGGAGCGGAUGGCCGUGGAAGAUCACCUGAAGACCGAGGGGGAGCUUUCAGAGGAGAAGAAGAUCCUGAACGAGAUGCUGGAGGUGGUGGAGCAGAGAGACUCGCUGGUGGCCCUGCUGGAGGAGCAGCGACUGCGGGAGAAAGAGGAGGACAAGGACCUGGAGGCCGCCAUGCUAUGCAAGGGCUUCAGCCUGGACUGGUCCUGAGCCUGCCUGCCAUUGCGUCUGGUAGACUGGCACCCACCUGACCCAGCUGUGUUCUCCCAAACCACUGGAUCCAGGUUCAGAAGAGGCCUGGCAUCCCUGGAGAAGCCGUGCUCAGACACCAUGCUGUGGGAAAACCCCAGGUGAGGGUUAUCAUCUGAGGUGACUCCACCUCUGAGGAGAGGCGCCCCCACCCCCAGACUUCCCACUCAGGAGGGAGGAGAUGGGUGUGUUUGAUGUGUGCCCCAGGGAGAAAACGCCUUCAGGUCCCUGAGGGCUUGCUGCCCGGCACCUCUUUCAAGUGGCUCCUCUUCAGAGCCACUGCCACCACCGAGCACCUGCAGAGCAGAGCAGCCAUUGCCCUCAUGCUCCCUGAAGCACCACCAAAGAAAGUACAGAGGCUGAGGAUGGAGAUCCAGCAGGGAGCAGCCCCGCGCAGGGGCGCAGGGGUGAUGCUCACCCUGCCGGGGCAGGGGAAGUAGGCAGGUUCAUUAUGCAAGUCAGGAGGGCGCAGGAGGGGCCUGCCCCACCACACACUGGAUCCCCAGUGGCCAAGUCUCACAUGGACAGUGGCCUGAAGCCCGUGGAUUGCUGUGUUUUGCUUUUAGUUUUCACAACCGUUUUGACACUGGAAAGUAUUGACUUUGGGAGAGCUGAAGGAAGCCCUACCUGUCAGCCCCUCCCCCACCCCGCUCCUGUUGACAGAGAGGCGCAGUCCCUGGUCAGCACCCACAUCUGUACAGGAGAUGGCUCGCUCUCCUUGGUGUUUUCCUGUGUUUGCACAUUGAAACGAGACUGACAACCUGGCCAGAUACUCAGCCACUUCGGACCCUUUUUUUUUUUUUUUUUUUUUUUUCAAUUAACUUAUUUUUUUAAUACUUGAAAGUAAGCAAUGUCCUUUUUUAAAAACCUUUACUAAGAGACACUGCCUGUCACCUGCGCGUGGGAGUGACAAGGAGGUCUUUGUACAUCCCAUGCAACCUGAUGCAAAACUGACCUGUUUCUUGUUACACGCAUCUAUUUAUUAGCCUUCUUAAUGGUGUUACUGGCCUGCUUGGCACCAAAGCAGCCCAGGGCCCUGUGGGUCCUUGUUCACAGCUUUGCCAUCCCCUCCUUCACCCAGCACCCUGUUUCUGUGGCCACUGGACUUUUCCAGUAGAGUAGCCUCUCUGUCUGUGCAGAUGCACUUGAGCGCCAGGAGGCCAGGCCUGGAGACAGGUUGUUCUGGUCUUUUGGGGAUCUUGGCUCGGUGGAACCCACUUUGUCCAAUUUUGCUGCCAAGGUUUUACCUCCUGUACCUAUGUUAAAGGUUGAGGCUAGCCCCUCUUCACACUGGCUGGGACCAAGUAGAGUACGACCUUGUCCUUGGGCUGGCUGGUGGAAAUGCUCAGCCCCAGCUCGACAGGAACAUGUGUACUGGUCUCACCUCAGCAUACCGGCCACUCCAACCUUCUCUGCCUGUAUCAGGAUUUUCUUGGCCUGGCAGGAGCCAGUAAGCACCAUGUAACUAGAUCCAUAAGCCAAGCUGUUUGUUUCUCGUGGUUCAACCAGAGACCGGCGGUUGGGGCCAGGGUGCUUCUCUUUCAAAACAGCAGCCGCACAUGGACCAGUCCAUUGGUGCCCACACCAAUCUGGAAAGGGCACGCCAGCUGGGCCUGUGGGAGGGGCCAGUGCAGACAACAGCCAAGGGUCCACACUGACCCUGGACUUCCCAUGGGAACCACACUGUGCCUCAACAUGAGCAUCCAUCCACCCAGCCCCAGAGCAGCAAACAGCUCUCUUACUCUUCACCUUGCGCAGAAGCCGCCAUCUCUCCUGUGGACAUCCAGAUGUGCUGCUAGCAACCGCCACAGCUCUGAUGUCAUCACUUCCUGGACUCUGAUAUGGCGGUAUCACUAUUUUUAUUCCGUCAGAGGAGGAUGUUCUGGAUUCCAUUUUCAACCACAAUCUGCCAAUCAAACUGGACUUUGGACAGGACCUUCAUUGCCUGUGUGCCCUUCUCCUUGACCCUGUCCUCCUCCGCAGUGCCACCGGCAGCAUUACCAUGCAGCUCAGCCCUGUCAUUCCUGCUCACCCAGAACAAGGAAACCAUUUCCCGAGCGACUCAAGAAGGAUGCAGGGGCACGCUGCAUCUCUAGUGGCCUCUCAGAGCAGAAGCACCAGAUGUUCCCUUCCACCUCUGUCCUGGUCAGCCAUGAUGUGUUGAUCUCUCCAAAGCACACACUGCUUCCAGUGAAAAGUGGGCAGAACCCUUUGCAGGAGGGCCUCAGAAAUCCACCAGCCUUGGGAGACGUCCCCCAGUUCUCCAGUCGUGACAGCACGGGGACUUCAGGAUCCCACAGAGCACUUUUUUUUUUUAGGCUCCCAGUUUGUAACCACUAGUUUGCAGUUGAUUUCAGUGGCCCGGGAACGAGACACGAAGUGUUCUCCGCCUCUGGAAAUGCAUACAGCUCUGGUCAUGCAUUCUUCCCGGGAGUUAUGUCUUCACUUGAAGGCAGGGAAGAGGGGGAUGUAUACAUACAGUUCAUACACACAUGCAGUGCUAGAGUGCUUUUGAGUAAACCCAAACUCAAGGCUAAGGACAGUACAUGAAGCUCUAGCCUCGGUCCCUGGAACGCAAGCAGAAGGCAGCCCAUGGCUCCCAAGUAAGUAAGAGCAUGUGGCCAACCCAGGUUCUGACCCUGCUCAGUUGAUAUUUUUGCCCUCAACAGCCAUCCUUAAGGUAAUUUUGACCAGCAGAUGUAGACUUUAAAAA